Molecule: messenger RNA, 936 nt
Organism: Suncus etruscus (white-toothed pygmy shrew)
Lineage: Eukaryota; Metazoa; Chordata; Mammalia; Eulipotyphla; Soricidae
Product: olfactory receptor 10G7-like
Exons: 1
Coding region: 1-936 (311 amino acids)
Biological process (GO): G protein-coupled receptor signaling pathway
Cellular component (GO): membrane
Molecular function (GO): olfactory receptor activity; G protein-coupled receptor activity
Source: RefSeq, a predicted model, not a curated record
AUGCCAAACCUGAGCACUGUUACCACCUUCAUCCUGGUUGGCUUGCCCCAUGCACCCGUGCUGGAUGCACCCCUCUUUGCAGUCUUCCUAGUGGUGUAUGUGUUCACUGUGCUGGGGAACCUCCUCAUCCUGUUGGUGAUCAUGGGGGACUCCCGUCUCCACACACCCAUGUACUUCUUCCUCACCAACCUGUCCUUCAUCGACAUGUGGUUUUCCACUGCCACAGUGCCCAAGAUGCUCCUGACCUUGGUGUCCCCGGGUGGUGGGGCUAUCUCCUUCCCAGGCUGUGUGGCCCAGCUCUAUGUCUUCCACUUUCUGGGUAGCACCGAGUGUUUCCUCUACACUGUCAUGUCCUAUGACCGCUACUUGGCAAUCAGCUACCCUCUCAGAUACCCCACCCUGAUGAGCAAGAGAACAUGUGUGCUGCUGGUCACCGGAACCUGGCUCAGUGGAUCCCUGCACUCCACUGUUCAGACGACCCUGACCUUCCACCUGCCCUACUGUGGGCCCCACCACAUCCAGCACUACUUCUGCGAUGCUCCCCCGAUUCUCAAGCUGGCCUGUGUGGACACCUCUGCCAAUGAGAUGGUCAUCUUUGUCAACAUCGGCAUGGUGGCCUCGGGAUGCUUCUUCCUCGUCUUCCUCUCCUACGUGUCCAUUGUCCGGUCCAUCCUGAAAAUCCGCACUUCAGCAGGCCGCCACAAGGCCUUCCAGACAUGCACAUCCCACUGCAUUGUAGUGCUUUGUUUCUUUGGGCCUGGUGUUUUCAUUUACCUGCGGCCAGGGUCACGGGAUGCUGUGGAUAGUGUGGUGGCCGUGUUCUACACUGUGCUGACACCCCUGCUCAACCCUGUGGUCUAUACCCUGAGAAACAAAGAAGUGAAGAGAGCGCUGCUCAAGUUAAAAAGUGGGUCAGUGUUUGCUCUGAAAAAAUAA